This is a messenger RNA of Pecten maximus, 2273 nucleotides long. RefSeq names its product R-spondin-2-like. NCBI's taxonomy places the organism in Eukaryota, Metazoa, Mollusca, Bivalvia, Pectinida, Pectinidae. Bases 531 to 1412 code for a protein of 293 amino acids. The transcript has 5 exons. The record is from RefSeq and is a predicted model, not a curated record.
UUCUUAGAAAAGUGACACACAAGUUACAAUUGGUAGUAGGAUAUAGUGAUUGAUGGUCGGGAUCGUGAAUGGACUUCCCCCAAAUGUGUUAACAAGACUAUUGCAAUGAUGAUGAGUGCGGCGGGAUAUAACCCCCUCCCGUCGGCUGAGUGUGUGGGUUACCGUGUAGUAGGUAUGUCUGGCCGUGUGGAGAGUCACGCGGUGUAUUAGUGGGAGGAGACAGUAUCUGGCGUGCUACCAAACAGAAAAAAAGUCAGGAGUCGACCGCUGUCCAAAGUACCUUGUCGACUCGCACUACUAGCAUCAGCAGUGUUCCUUGUAAAAUGUAUAGUAUACGUGUCUGAUUCUAACUAUGGGAUUUAUAUAUCAGAAAUAUGGGUUAGAGAACAGGAUUUAUAUUACGGAAUUGUUUGAUGGAUUAGAUAGGAAAGUGUCAUUCCAUGGAUUGGAGCAUUGGAGAAGUAAAGAUAACAAUCUGAUGACAUUAUCUCCAUCUAUGUAGCGUUUUACAUCGUCCAAAAUAAUGUACCAUGAUUUUGUGGAUUCUAGUAACAUUUCAUCUGAUGGUAUGUAAAUUCUCUGUCAGGAUUGUCACAGCGGAGGUUCGACUCAAACGGACGGUGGUGGGGCACUACCCCGCGUGUCCCCGGGGGUGUACCAGUUGCUCACGGUUUAACGGGUGUAUCACUUGUCGGCCUCGUCUGUUCCUGUUCCUGGAGCGGAGCGGUAUGAGACAGAGGGGUGUGUGUACACAUAGCUGUCCGUCAGAUUACUACGGAGUCCGUCGUCAGGAGUACAGCGUUUGUUAUCAUUGCCAGAUUCCGAAUUGCGAGACCUGCUUCAACAGGAACUAUUGUACCCGAUGUCGACCUCCAUAUAUAUCCUACAGGGGGCGCUGCAUCGAACGAUGUCCCGACGGACUCCAUUAUGCAAAUUAUUCCAAAGACUGUCGUAUGAUAGUCGACUGUAUGGUGGGACCAUGGGAUCCGUGGGGAGCGUGCACGCGGAAUGGACAGACUUGCGGAUACACGUAUGGGAUAGCCACUCGCUCUCGACAAGUACUGGAACAUCCGUCCCCGAACGGAAUCAGUUGUCCUGCUCUGGCGGAGAGCAGAUGUUGUCGUAUGACUAUGCGGCAUUGCGCAGAUCUGUUACACAAUAACUCAGAUCUUACGCUUGAGAAAAGGAAAAAGCCAUUUGGAAAACGAAACAGACGACGGAGACGAAAAAAGAAACGAAAGUACAGAAAAAGAAAACGGGGAAAGAAACGAAGACGCGGAAGAAAGAACAAACAUCGAAAUAGAAAGAGAUUACAAAGAAAACGAAAACAAAGAUUACAAAAAGAGGCGUGGGAGGUGUUUUGUCGCCGGGGCCGAGUGUAUAAUGAUAUUGAUAUUCUUUCUAAUGGAUAAUAGAGAGGGCAUACAUUUAAUGUGUCUCGUUACUGCUAUAGAAAGGUCCAUGGUGGAUUGCCCCCUUAAGAACCUAUUAUUAUAUAUUAUACAGGUUCAAGUGAAGGUACUGUGAAUACAGACCCAGUUACGGAUCAAGGUACUUCUCUUAGUGAUUGUGAGAACGACAACGACUAAGUGUUGGUGUCUUCAUUAGAGAAUAAUUUGAGGACCGCCUCCUAUAAGACGCGCCAUCUCUGUUGGCUUUGGUAGUGAGCAAUCAACAGUGUUAAAACAAGAAACCGAAUUUCAUUUCAACGUUUCUUUAGUCCAGGAUAUUAAAAAAGUGAUAUAUCUUCGUAUAAAUCGGAUGACGAAUUCUUGGUUGUCUGCUUAACUUCCGGAUUGGCAUUGCUAAUUUCCGGUUUCAGAAAUGAUAAGGAUAUAUGAUUUGUUUUCAACAAACUAAGUUAUUCACAAACGACGUUAUGGAAGAUCUUUGUGUCGACAAGUGCAAAGGCGGGUAAUAUUCUGGUUGUGAGUUUUGUGACUGUGACGUCACUAUCCUACUGAUUCCAUAAGUAUACUUGUGAUUAAGAGCUUCCCUGGAUUGCUAUAUUGAUUUAUGUUUACAAGUUGGAUUUACGUCACGUUGACAGAUGGAAAUAUUACAUUUCUCUCGAGUGAGAUGCAUAUUCAUGGAGGAGGUAAAAUGUAAUUCAACCUGGUGGAAACGUGUCUGUGUGAAUUUACUACAGUGGAACAUUUAACGCAAUAUAUUCUUAAUACAAUUAUGUUUAAAAUUCCAUGAUUUAUUUCAAUCCAGCUGCAUUUUGCUGAUGACGUAGUUAUGUAAUUUUUAAAGAAAUAGGGGGGGGGGGG